AUGGCCAGCAGAAACUACACCAGAGUCACUGAGUUCAUUUUUGUGGGCUUGAAGUAUCAUCCAAAGCUUCAGGUCAUCAUCUUCCUUCUUAUUCUAUUUUUUUAUCUCAUUAACAUGACAGGCAAUCUGGGAAUGAUCAUCCUCAUCCGGGUUGAAGCCCGCCUUCACACCCCCAUGUAUUUUUUCCUCAGCCACCUGUCUUUUGUAGACAUAAGCUUCUCAUCCAUAGUGGCUCCCAAAAUGCUUAGAGACAUCUUUGAGGAGAGAAAGACCAUUUCUUUCCUAGGUUGUGCCUUACAGCAAUGGUUCUUUGGGUUUUUUGUGGCCAUUGAAUGCUUCUUCUUAGCAUCUAUGGCCUAUGACCACUAUGUUGCGAUCUGUAACCCACUGCUUUACUCCACUGCAAUGUCCCAGAAACACUGCAACCAGCUGGUGGCUAUCCCCUAUGCUGUUGGGUUCAUGGAUGCCAUGAUUCACACUCCUGCUGCUUUCUGUCUCCCCUUCUGUGGCCCAAAUGUCAUCAAUCACUUCUUCUGUGACAUUUUCCCCCUCCUCUCCCUCAUAUGUGCUGAUACCAGCAUCAAUAAGUUAUUAGUUUUUGUUAUCGCUGGGAUUGUUGGUGUCUUCAGCGGCCUAAUCAUCCUUGUCUCCUAUAUCUACAUCCUCACAGCCAUCCUGAGGAUCCACUCUGCAGAAGGGAGACAGAAAGCCUUCUCUACCUGCUCUUCUCAUCUCACUGCUGUCACCAUCUUAUGUGGGACCCUCUUCUUCGUCUAUGUGAGGCCUAACUCAAAUUUCUCCAUGGAUACCAAUAAACUUGUCUCUAUGUUUUAUACUUCAGUGAUCCCGAUGUUGAACCCCCUUAUCUAUAGCCUAAGGAACAAAGAGGUCAAAGAUGCUAUCCGUAGAAUCAUUACUAAAAGGAAGUUUUGUAUCAGGAUAUGA
This is a messenger RNA of Phascolarctos cinereus (koala), 945 nucleotides long. RefSeq names its product olfactory receptor 5G9-like. Lineage: Eukaryota; Metazoa; Chordata; Mammalia; Diprotodontia; Phascolarctidae. The record is from RefSeq and is a predicted model, not a curated record. Gene Ontology annotation, cellular component: membrane. Gene Ontology annotation, biological process: G protein-coupled receptor signaling pathway. Gene Ontology annotation, molecular function: G protein-coupled receptor activity; olfactory receptor activity.